CCAGGUUCCAACUUUCGCAGCAGCCAGCGUCACCUUCAGCCAACUGCAGCGACAGUUGACGCCAUGAAGCUCGAUGCGACAGAUUUGCGCUACAUCACGCCAGACGAGUUCCGGAUCCUCAAGGGCAUUGAGCAAGGGUCUCGAGCACACCACGUCGUACCCUCGACAUCGAUUCCUCAUCUGUCUGGCCUCCACCACUCUGGACUCAAUCGCCUUCUCUCAUCGCUGGCUAAGCGAAAUCUCAUCGCCAGAGAACAAAAUGUCAAAUAUGACGGCUAUCGUCUCACUUAUGGAGGCUACGACUUCCUUGCUGUGCGAGCAAUGAAGGAGAAGAAUCACGUUCAGGCCGUAGGCCAUCGCAUUGGCGUAGGCAAGGAGUCAGACAUCUGCUUGGUCUCAUCUCCCGAGCCUGAGCCGGAGAACCGCAUUCUCAAGAUCCACCGUCUCGGCCGCAUAUCCUUCCGAGCAGUCAAGUCGAAACGCGACUACACUCGCAGGGAAGCCCAGCGUCAGAACUUCUCCUGGAUGUAUCUCUCUCGCCUCGCUGCAGCCAAGGAGUAUCAGUUCAUGCAGGCCCUUCACGAGGCUGGCUUCCCCGUUCCAGUCCCCAUCGCUCAGAGUCGCCACACGGUGCUCAUGAGCUUGAUCGAUGCGUACCCGCUGAGGCAGAUUGCAAUGCUGCCCAAGGACCAAAUUCCUUUGCUUUAUGCGGCGCUCAUGGCGCUCAUCGUUAGGCUGGCAAAGGCCGGCUUGAUCCAUGGAGAUUUCAAUGAAUUCAACCUGCUCAUUCGGGAGCUGAGAGAGGAGUCGGAUGAAGAAGAUGGGCACGGUGGCGGGAGGGACUACACUCCGAAGGCUACUUCGUCAGCGCCUAGAGCAACAGGUGCGGCUGCAGACGAAGUGAGGCGGCCGGACGUAGAUGCGGGAGAGAGGAUAGAGCAGGGAAAGGGCUUCGAGAGGGUGAUUGCGACUGGGGCUCAAAAUCCGCACGAUGACGAGGACGACAAUUCCUCAUCCGACGAAGAGGGGCAAGACUUCGAGCAAGGCGAAGAAGAUCCUACCUCGCGCGUCCAUCUCUCGGACGGCGUCAGCGUCGAACCGAUUCUCAUCGACUUUCCACAAAUGGUCUCCGUCCUUCACCCAAACGCCGAAUACUACUUCGACCGAGACGUAGCUUGCGUCCGUCGCUUCUUCCGCAAACGGUUCCGCUUCGUCAGCGAGGAGUACCCGACGUUCCGAGAGGUCGUAACGAAUGACAAGGAGUGGGAGGAGCAUAGGAGGGUGAGGGAAAAGCGAAGGGCGGCAAUCGCUGACGGUGUGGCCGGGGAACACGAGGACGAGGAAAUGCAGGAGUAUCUCGACCUCGACGUUCUGACGAAGGCGAGUGGGUAUGUCAAGACGGAUAAGCAGCGUGGGCAGUUUGAGGAUCUCGAUCAGUACAUGUCGAGGAUGAGGAUGGAUGACAAGGAGACGGACAAGUUCACCAGCGACAGCAGCAGCGAGAGCGACGACGAUGACGGAGAGGACGGCGAUGAUGUAGAUGAAGUCGCAGCGGAGCGAACAGAGCGGGUCAUCGAAGGAGAGGACGUCGAAGACGCAUCAGAUCAGGAAGACAUCCGGGAUUCGGCGCAGCACGAGGCCAAGGUCGAACACGCUGCUCGCUCGCGUAAAGCCAAGGCGGGCGGCGUGGAGGACGAGGACAUCGCAUCUCAAAUCCAGCAGGAGCGUCGCCGGGCUCAGCGACUCGAAGCAAAGCAUCACGGCAAGAAGGCGGUGGCCGGCAAGGUGGGCAAGAAUCUGAGAAGGGAAGGAGGGGGAAGUAAGAAGAAGAGCGAUAAAGUGCUAGUGAGGGAUGCGAGUACGUUCUAACGUUGACGAUGCAGGUACCUCGCGCAUGUGUAAUACUAUCACUAGACAGCAUUUGCGACGCCACUCAGCAUGAUCAUCAGGCCUGUGAUCAAGAUCGUAGAAGGCUGGAUGAAUUUGAGCAAUACAGAUUGGAUC
Jaminaea rosea is the source of this 2004-nucleotide messenger RNA. RefSeq lists its product as hypothetical. NCBI's taxonomy places the organism in Eukaryota, Fungi, Basidiomycota, Exobasidiomycetes, Microstromatales. Gene Ontology annotation, cellular component: preribosome, small subunit precursor; nucleus; cytosol. The record is from RefSeq and is a predicted model, not a curated record. Bases 64 to 1869 code for a protein of 601 amino acids. Gene Ontology annotation, biological process: protein phosphorylation; maturation of SSU-rRNA. The transcript has 2 exons. Gene Ontology annotation, molecular function: ATP binding; protein serine/threonine kinase activity.